AAAACAAAAUUAAUCACAGAGUUGAAAAACAAAAUAGCCGGGGACGGAAGUUAACGCAAUUCUCUAGCAAAAUGGCGGAUGCAGUUGUUUCUGUUUCUGCAGUCUUGGAGCAGCUAACAACAGUCAUCUUGGAGGAAGCAAGGCCAAAGGUGAGACUAAUAAAGGGUGCACCGGAGGAAAUUGACAAGGUGAGAAGCAAUCUCGAGUCUAUCCGUGCUCUCCUUGUUGAUGCAGAGGAAAGGGGGCAGAGGGACAAAAAUAUCAAACUUUGGUUACGUCAGCUCAAAGAAGCAUCUCUUGACAUGGAAGACGUAUUGGAUGAGUGGAAUACUGCACUUUUGAAAUGGAAAAUGAACGAGGCUCAAAAUACUGUGUCUGUCCUCCAGAAAAAGGUGUGUCAUUUUAUCUCUUGUUUUUGCCUUCGACAAGUUGUUAAGCUCCAUGGUGUUGCUGUUCAAAUUAAAAAAAUCAAUAGAAGAUUAGGUGAUAUUGCUGAACAGAAAGAUAGGUAUAGUUUUGUAUCGAGGGAAGUUACACAGCCUCAAAUUCAACCAAAAAGAGAAACCACAUCUUUCGUUGAUGGUUCUGUCAUCCAUGGACGAGAUGAGGUAAAGAAAAGGAUAAUUAGCCACUUGCUAUGUGGAAGCAGUGAAGAGUCUAGUGACCUCCACCUCCGGACCAUCUCUAUAGUAGGGAUGGGAGGUAUUGGCAAGACAGCUCUUGCACAAAUCCUCUACAAUGAUGAUCAAAUUAAGUCACACUUUGACAAGAGGGUUUGGGUGUGUAUCUCUGAUCUCUUUGAUGAGGCCAGAGUUGCAAGAGCAAUCAUCAUUGAGCUUGAAGGUCAGGCUCAUGCUUCGGUGUUUCUCUUAAACUCACUACCAUUUCGGAGCCUCUUAGAAAGAAUUUGUGAUUCCUUAGAAGGAAAGAAAUUCUUUAUGGUUUUAGAUGAUGUGUGGACAGAGGACGGUAAUAGUUGGGAUUCACUGAAAAAGGCUUUUAAACAUGGAGCUCCUGGAAGUAGGAUUUUGGUGACUACUCGCAAGGACACAGUUGUAAAGAUGAUGGAAUCCUCCUAUGUCUUCCCUCUAGAAGAGCUGUCUCAAGAGUUAAGCAAAAGCAGAUUCACAAUUUUUGUUUCUUUAAAUGCCAUCGUCGCUGAUUCACCUGGUGCAAUCCCCGCUAUCCAUGGCGCCAUCACCUCCACCAUCACUCACGUCGCCGUCACAGCCGUUACCAUCGCCUCCGGUGCUUGUCUCUCCACCAAGUUGAUUGAAGCUAAUAUCAGGGUUGAUCACAAUGAUCCUAGAGAAUUUUGUAUUGGUGAUCUGGAAAAUUUGUGCCACCUGGGUCGGCUCUGGGUGAAGUUGGUUGGAAAUUCCAUAGAUGCAGAUGAGGCUAGGAGAGCAAGACUACAUGAUAAGAUCCAUUUGCAAGAGAUGAAGAUUGAUUUGGAUCGAAACAUAGACCGAGGUUAUGCAGUUGAAACCUUAAACCCGCCUUCCAACUUAAAUUGUCAGUUUUGGACUAGAUACACCGACUGGUAUUAGUAGCUACUAGCUAGUCCAGGAAGGAAUGUGAAUUUUAUCGAGCAACCAGGAGACACUUACACUGAUCAUGGUGAAUAAUGGGAGUUUUCUUUCAUGGUCUGUAAUUCUUGCUGACUCUCUUUACUUUCUUCUUGUUGGUUCACGUUUGAAUUCUGUUUGUUUUCAUGUUGGUUUUAUGUUCUAUUUGCCUUUUUUUUUUCUUGUUGGCCCAUAUUUGGAUUCCAUCAUGUGGGGUUGAUUCAGCCGGUGUUUGCUGGAUGACUUGACAGAAAACUUGUUGCCUUUCCCAUUGAAGUGAUCGUAUAUUUGUUAUUUGAAUGCAUUGAUUUUUUUUUUCCCAAAAACAAACAUUUGCAUACACUAAUUUAUGCUCUGAAGCAAAGGUAUUGUUCACGAAUUGUGCAAAUUAAAGACACUAUUAUUAA
Rubroshorea leprosula is the source of this 1975-nucleotide messenger RNA. NCBI's taxonomy places the organism in Eukaryota, Viridiplantae, Streptophyta, Magnoliopsida, Malvales, Dipterocarpaceae. The record is from the annotation of a GenBank genome assembly.